This is a messenger RNA of Budorcas taxicolor (takin), 743 nucleotides long. RefSeq names its product CD247 molecule (gene CD247). The record is from RefSeq and is a predicted model, not a curated record. NCBI's taxonomy places the organism in Eukaryota, Metazoa, Chordata, Mammalia, Artiodactyla, Bovidae. The transcript has 8 exons. Gene Ontology annotation, biological process: cell surface receptor signaling pathway. Gene Ontology annotation, cellular component: membrane. Bases 1 to 498 code for a protein of 165 amino acids. Gene Ontology annotation, molecular function: transmembrane signaling receptor activity.
AUGAAGUGGACAGCACUUGUCAUUGUGGCCAUCCUGCAGGCGCAGUUCCCAGUUACAGCGGCACAGAGCUUCGGCCUGCUUGAUCCUAAACUCUGCUACCUGCUGGAUGGGAUCCUCUUCAUCUACGGCGUUAUUGUCACUGCCCUGUUUCUGAGAGCAAAGUUCAGCAGGAGUGCCGACGCCCCCGCCUACCAGCAUGGCCAGAACCCGGUCUACAACGAGCUGAAUGUCGGCCGAAGAGAGGAGUAUGCAGUCCUGGACCGGAGAGGGGCCUUCGACCCUGAGAUGGGGGGGAAACCGAGGAAGAAGAACCCCCACGAAGUCGUGUAUAAUGAGCUAAGAAAAGACAAGAUGGCGGAGGCCUACAGUGAGAUCGGGAUGAAGAGUGACAACCAGCGGCGAAGAGGCAAGGGGCAUGAUGGUGUUUACCAGGGACUCAGCACGGCCACCAAGGACACCUAUGAUGCCCUCCACAUGCAAGCCCUGCCCCCUCGCUAACAGCUCCUGGAGUUUCAGCACUCACAGGCCAGACCUGUAGACGCCCAGAUUGUUAAAGAUACAGGAUAAAGCAUUUACAACCUAGUUCACUCAUAUUUCUCCACCACCCAAGUAUUUCUCUUUAUGAAUGGGAUGCUUCAAGUUGUAACAUUUGGUCAUACCCAGUUCCAAACUCACGCAGAAUUUUGUCCUUGGAUGCCCGGAGAGAGUGCAUCCCCACGCGCUUCCUGAAGAGUCCACUGUGA